AUGGUUUCCAAGAAACGAGGAAAAUUAAACAAAAAUACCCUACAAAUAAAGAAUUUGAGUCACAAAAGCAAAGAAAAGUCUCAGGAAAAAAUCGAAGGGUUCUCUAAAGAUCUGAGAGAUUAUCUGCUGACUUCCACUUUGCAUGGCCUGCGGUACAUCGGUGAAAAGAAGUUGACUUGGUUUGAAAGGUUCUUUUGGCUAACAGCGUUCGUUUCUUCUUUAAUUUGCGCUGGAUUUUUUAUUCUCAACGUGUAUGCAAAAUGGCGAAUGUCUCCGAUGAUAGUGAGCAUAAAUGCUGAAGACAUGCCAAUCAACAAACUGCCAUUCCCGGCUCUAACAAUAUGUAAUGUAAACCAGGCAAAGAAGUCGGUUGCGGAACGUUAUAUGGCGUCUGGAAAUUCCGUAGGCAAGAAACUAUUGGAAAGUCUUUGUUCUACUCAAACCGAUGCGGACUUAUUUGAAGACAGUUUAGCUGAAAGCCCUGAUUGGGACCAUACUCGAUCAUUUCUUAUCAACGUAACACAACCGUGUGAGGAGAUGCUGGCAAUAUGUAUUUGGAACUCAAAACCGAUGAGCUGUCAGGAUCUAUUUAAUGCACAGUUGACAGACGAGGGGUUAUGCUGCACCUUUAAUGUGGUUCACAGAGAUAUGAUGUUCCGAAAUCCACGAGACUUAAACGACAUGAACAUCACUUUUCCAUCACCAGCUGUCGACUGGACCCCAGAAAAUGGUUACCCGGAUGAUGCACCACCAGAUGGCUUUCCGUGGAAGCCCAAAGGAAUUGGAACCGACCAUGGAUUGACAUUAAUUCUUGACGCAAACAUACCUGAAUACUACUGCGCGUCCACCAAAAGCGUUGGAUUUAAAAUUCUUCUACACAAUCCAACCGAAACUCCAAAAAUCGCGAAACUAGGGGAGAUCUACGGCCCUGGAAUCGAGGCAAGGGUGGCUAUAAAACCUCGGAUUCUGGACGCACAGCCCCAACUAAAAAAUAUCCACAUCAGCAAGAGAUAUUGUCUGUUUUCAAGCGAACAAGAAUUGGUUUUCUACAGAACAUACACUUUCAAAAAUUGCCAGAUGGAAUGUGAAGCACGACUAAUGUUAGAAAUAUGCAAAUGCGUUCUUUAUUAUAUGCCGAAAAAUAAAACAACCAGAAUAUGCGGAAAAGCGGAUGCCAAAUGCUACAGUAACAUGUGGAAGUAUAUACCGAAAGGUGACGAUCAAUCGUGCGACGAAUGCUUACCAGCCUGCACGGAGAUAUCAUACCUCGAGCGACUGAGCACAGCUCCACUCAAUAAGAACCUCAUAAUGAAUUACGCUCAGAGCAUACAGAUGUCGCGUAACGUAACUUCGGAAUACUUUACAACAAACAUGUUGGUCAUACAUUUUUACUUUGAAGAUAAGAAGUUUCUAAGAUUUACCAAAGGUGAAAUUUUUGGAUUGACUGAAUUUCUUUCAAACACGGGAGGUCUACUCGGUCUGUGCAUGGGGUUUAGUAUGAUGAGUGCAGUAGAACUACUGUACUACCUCACUUUACGAGCUUUAUGUGUAGUAAGACGUAGACAAGUACAGCCUUUUGUAAAAUAA
Molecule: messenger RNA, 1587 nt
Organism: Leptosia nina
Lineage: Eukaryota; Metazoa; Arthropoda; Insecta; Lepidoptera; Pieridae
Source: the annotation of a GenBank genome assembly